This is a messenger RNA of Mytilus trossulus (common blue mussel), 334 nucleotides long. RefSeq names its product snaclec aspercetin subunit alpha-like. The coding region runs from base 11 to 334 and encodes 107 amino acids. The record is from RefSeq and is a predicted model, not a curated record. Lineage: Eukaryota; Metazoa; Mollusca; Bivalvia; Mytilida; Mytilidae. The transcript is spliced from 3 exons.
GUCCAAGGUCAUGGGUUAUCUACUGUAUAGACUACUGUAUUUCCACAUUAUUAAAUUGAACAUGAAAUUGAUUGCCACGAUUGCAAUAUUUGGACUGUUUGUUGUGAAUGCUGUUUGCGAUUGUCCUAAUGGUUAUAUGAGGCAUGACGAUUCCUGCUAUAAAUUGUAUGCUUCUACUAAAGCAUCAUGGGCCGAGGCAUUUAUGUAUUGCCAAGUGUUUGGUUCAGAUUUGGCAAUAAUUGAAACAGCAAGAGAACAGAACUUUGUAGAAGGUUUUCUUAGAAGGGAAUUCAAGUCAGGUAAAGCCCUCCGAAUAUCUAUCUUCUUCUUAUAG